UGUGCGUGCAUACGAUAAUAUAUGUCAAGUAUCUUCGUAAAUAUUUAUAGUUUUUAACAAAUAAUAAAAUUUUGAUAAAUUUAAUUGAAGUCUUCCACAAUUUUAAAUUCAAAGUGUAUUCAAACGUAUUUAAAUAUUUUUUGUUGUCCGUGCGGCAACUAUCAAAUAGUAGCAGGACUAUGGCACCUUCAAUACCAGAUAGAUGGCUUAACUAUACUCCAAUGGGUCAACGGGUUGAAGGAACACGAUUUAUUGCAUUUAAAGUGCCUCUUCGAGAGGCUGUUAAUGAAAAUGUGGACGAGCAGCGCCGCCUUGAUGCCUCGAUUUUACUGAAAUCGAUACCGAAUUUGGGUAUGAUUAUAGAUCUGACGAACACUUCACGUUAUUAUACGCCAGAUUGCUUUGUAAAGAAGGGUUUAGAGUACAACAAAUUAAUGAUUCCUGGCCAUCAUACACCACCGCCACAUUUGGUUGAUCAAUUCAAAAAGCUGGUCUUUAAUUUUUUAAACAAAAACGCGGGUAACGACAAACUUAUUGGUGUCCACUGUACACACGGCGUCAACCGUACCGGCUACCUAAUAUGCAAUUACAUGAUAUCCGAGUUAGAUGUGAAACCUGAAGAGGCAAUAGGCAAAUUCAAUCUAUCACGUGGUCACAAGAUCGAACGGAAAAACUAUAUAGACUCGCUUUAUAGUUUGACAAAAGCUGCCAAAGAUGCCAACAACCCCGAAAGUAAGAACAACGCCAGCAACCUGGAUUGCAAACCCUUGAUUCAGGCGCCCAGCAAGGAACCAAUCUCAUGGCGCGCAACGCAGGCACCUAAACUGCCGCCGUCACCCACUGACCUCGAUAGGCGUGAUCGCUUCGAACGCGCUAUUUCAUGGCGCGCCACGCAGGAACCUAAAUUACCGCCGUCACCGAAGGAAUUCGAUAGGCGCGAUCGUUUCGAACGCAUACGACAGGAAGCAAAUAUGCAGCGUCAACGUGUCACCACCGCCGCCAACGCUGCAGCAGCACGUCCAGCGCGCCAAUUGCUGGACAACAGCUUUGCCAAUUCACCGCGAAACGAACGCAACUAUAGCAGUCGUUAUGUAAAUACUAGCAGACAUUUGUCGCAAGGUGGCGCCAGCUAUCCCUAUCCCAGCCACCGCCACUAUGAUACAAUACGCUCGAAUUUUAACCAAUACGUUGAUUAUGCGCAGAACAAUCACCGUUAUGAAGACAGCAUAUAUCGGGGGCGUUACGAACUCGACAAUCGUAUGCCUCAAAGCAGCAGACACCACCAGCAUCCAUAUCGCCGCAUAUAGCUUUUUGACGGCCCUUAACUUGCUUUGAGUUGACACGAAUUUGUAUAUAUGUAUGUACAUAUGUUUAUGUAUAUUUAUAUGCCUCUUUUGGUCAUCCAGUUUAUAUUGAUAAGCACAACUGCGUCUUGUGCGCUAUUCUUCUAUACAACUGUUGGUGUGUAAUCAACAAGCAUUAUGUAAAUUAUGCAGUUAUUUUGCAAAUAGUUUACAACUUUUAUGUUUUAUUUAUGUCAGGGUCUAAACUCAAAA
This is a messenger RNA of Bactrocera tryoni, 1556 nucleotides long. RefSeq names its product RNA/RNP complex-1-interacting phosphatase. Gene Ontology annotation, molecular function: protein tyrosine/serine/threonine phosphatase activity; polynucleotide 5'-phosphatase activity. Bases 180 to 1307 code for a protein of 375 amino acids. Lineage: Eukaryota; Metazoa; Arthropoda; Insecta; Diptera; Tephritidae. Gene Ontology annotation, biological process: protein dephosphorylation. The record is from RefSeq and is a predicted model, not a curated record. The transcript is spliced from 8 exons.